Colletotrichum chrysophilum is the source of this 675-nucleotide messenger RNA. RefSeq lists its product as uncharacterized. NCBI's taxonomy places the organism in Eukaryota, Fungi, Ascomycota, Sordariomycetes, Glomerellales, Glomerellaceae. The coding region runs from base 1 to 675 and encodes 224 amino acids. The transcript has a single exon. The record is from RefSeq and is a predicted model, not a curated record.
AUGCCCACCGAGAGAGACAGCACCCAAGAGUCAUCUGCCGAUGCCGGCAAGCCCGACUGGACCGCCGUGCAGAGUAAGGUCAUGGAUGUCGAGAUCGUCAAGAACCUUCCUCCUACCGAGCCUGCCGAGAAUCCAUCUCCUCAGCAAGGCAGUCGCCCAGCUCCUCAUAGAGCCGACCAAUCGACUUCCCUGGUUGUAGCUCCGCGUCCUCGCCCAACUGGAUCCACCCGUGCUGGCAUUGCCACCUACCAUGAGGCCGCCAUCUAUGCCAAUCUUCGUCACGGAAUCCCGGGCAACCAGUUCGACUUCAAUGAUGAAGAUAUACAACCUCUCAUCAAUCGCUUUGCACCGAGUCAGAAGUGCAUGGUGCGACACAACAGUGCCUUGACGGCAGUCGAGAUCCUUGGACCCCCGCAUGCCGUCAGGGCUGCCCAAACGCAAUUGUUGGAGCAUGUUGCAAUGCGCGCCAACUUUGUUGAUACAUGUGCCGUCCACGGCUUCCGAAUUUACUGCUUCCAAGACUCGGUUAGCUCCAGCCGGCCGCAAAGCAUUCGUCAGGUCAUGGUCUCCCUCUUUCGCUUUUACAGCAAAGAUCCCAAUGCCGAGAACGACUUUUCGCGAGACCCAAUCGAUAAUCACGAGUGGAGGGAAUUCAAUGCUGAAGAAAGAAACUGA